UCCAAUGCAAUAAUGGUUUUACAUCUCUAAUUUGGAGACGUAAACAAAAGCAGGCGAUAAAGAAGAAUAGCUGAGAAGAUUAGCAUAUAAGCGGUGAUUUUACUAGUUAUUGAAGUUCCACAAAACUCAAAUUUAAAUAGAAGUUCUCGCAAAAAAAUGACUUUAACUAAGACUGUAGAUCAAGCAACCAUCCUAAGCGGUGAUCGUUCCAAGCUAAAAGAUUUGCUUUGUAAUCGUUUGGCUGAAUGUGGCUGGCGUGACGAGGUACGUCUAAUGUGUCGCAAUAUAAUCAAGGAGAAGGGCAAUAACAUUAAGGUAGAGCAACUGAUUGCCGAUGUAACGCCACGCGCGCGUGCCAUUGUUCCCGAUGCUGUCAAGAAGGAGUUACUCAUGAAGAUCAAGGCUAUUUUAGCUGCUCAAGAAGGCAUUGAUUUGUAAAUAGGAAGUUAAGCGCGUACCUAGUGCUGCUUCCACUUACUAUUUUUUAUACGUACAUAACGAAAUAGUAUUUAUUGUAAGCAUGAUUUAUUGAUGAUUGCAUAAUGCGCAAUUGCUGAAAUUACUGAUAGAGUUAAAUUUUUAUUUAAAGAUUCAAAAUUUUUGUAAUUAUUUUCUCCCUGUAUAGACUCAAUUUUUAAGCUCAGUAAAUUUCCUAAGUGUAUUGAUUUAGAAAAA
This is a messenger RNA of Rhagoletis pomonella (apple maggot), 675 nucleotides long. RefSeq names its product enhancer of yellow 2 transcription factor-like. Gene Ontology annotation, cellular component: SAGA complex; nuclear pore; DUBm complex. The record is from RefSeq and is a predicted model, not a curated record. Gene Ontology annotation, molecular function: chromatin binding; transcription coactivator activity. Bases 157 to 438 code for a protein of 93 amino acids. The transcript is spliced from 2 exons. Gene Ontology annotation, biological process: positive regulation of DNA-templated transcription; poly(A)+ mRNA export from nucleus; regulation of transcription by RNA polymerase II. NCBI's taxonomy places the organism in Eukaryota, Metazoa, Arthropoda, Insecta, Diptera, Tephritidae.